AUUUUCUUCCGUUUAAGCGGAAGUAAAAACUAACACAACAAAGAUGGCGGCGCCCGGAGAGAAAGCGUUGGAAACUACACACGUGGGGAAAAAGGAAAAGCAGUCUGCCAAGAGAUACUGGCAGGGCACUGAGGAAGAAGGGAAGGAAGAUCAUAAAGGACAGAAUGAAGGUAAGUCCAAGCAUGUUCUGCUACAGAAGGAGACCCCUGCAAGGAUGGAGGGGGCGAAAAAGAGACGAGAACGUGAAGAGGAAAGAGGAGGAAACAAAUUUAUAUCAGGGAAAUCAGACCCAUUCCCUGGUUCUGCACCUGUCCCAGAGGAGAAACUGAAAAAGUUCCAGAGAGGAGAAAAGGGGAAACUGCCUCCUCGACUGCAGUAUAAACUCAGAGAUAUUGUUGAUCGCUCAGAAGCAGCCUCAGAACUUGCUCAGAAACAAGCUGCACGCCAUGACCUUCUCCUUCCAGAGGAUGCUGGGUUCUUGGAGGGAGAUGAGGAUGAGGACACUUGCACCAUCUCACAGGAAGACAUUGCUGAUGCAGUGGAUAUAACAUCUGGGGCAAAGUACUUCAACUUGAACCUGUCUCAGUUUGGGCCAUACCGUCUCGAUUACAGCAAAACUGGACGACACCUACUGCUUGGUGGUAGGAGAGGUCACGUGACCUGUCUGGACUGGCAGUCUAAACAGCUGAUGUGUGAAAUGAAUGUGAUGGAGACAGUUAAUGAUGUCAAGUGGCUUCACAGUGAGGCAAUGUUUGCAGUGGCCCAGAAAAAGUGGCUGUAUAUCUAUGACAACAACGGCAUUGAGCUUCAUUGCAUCCGGAAGUUUAAUGAUGUCCUCCGCAUGCAGUUUCUCCCCUACCAUUUCCUGCUGGCUACAGCGAGUGCCACAGGUUUCCUGCAGUACCUGGACGUGUCUGUAGGAAAGGAGGUGGCAGCCAUCUGCACCAAGUCUGGCCGGCUGGAUGUGAUGAGCCAGAACCCCCACAAUGCCAUUAUCCACCUAGGCCACUCCAAUGGCACAGUCACCCUCUGGUCACCCAAUCAGAAGGAGUCCCUUGUCAAGAUGCUCUGUCACCAGGGUGGUGUGCGUUCAGUCACCGUUGACAAGUCGGGCACGUACAUGGUGACAUCAGGCAUGGACAAGAAACUGAAAGUGUAUGACCUCAGAGCAUUUAAGCCUCUCCAGUCCUACUUCCUGCCUGCGGGAGCUUCUUGUCUGUCUCUGAGCCAAAGGGGACUGCUGUCAGCUGCCACAGGAGACAUAGUCCAGGUCUAUAGAGAUGUAUGGAGCACCCCAGUGACAAAGCCUUACAUGGCCCACCGGGUGAGAGGGUCAGUGUGGGGCGUCCAUUUCUGCCCUUUUGAAGAUGUCCUUGGGGUGGGACAUGGAGAUGGCUUCACAAGCAUGGUUGUACCAGGUGCUGGAGAGCCUAACUUUGAUGGCCUGGAUGCCAACCCUUACCGGAGUGCUAAGCAGAGGCAAGAGUGGGAGGUCAAGGCUUUGCUGGAGAAGGUUCAGCCAGAGCUGAUAUGUCUGGACCCCGGAACGCUAAGCCAGGUUGACAAGGCCACUUGGGAACAACGGCACCAGGACCAGGUCCAGGCUCUGGGCUAUGACCCACAGACCAAGGAGAAGUUCACUCCCAGGCAUAAGACCAAAGGUCGGAGUUCAAGUGGAAAGGUCGAAAAGCGCAAGAAGCAAGUGGCUCAUGAGGACCAGAGGGAUGACAUCAGGAAAACGGUGGAAGACAGGAUGAAGAUGGAAAAGGAAAGGAAAGAAAAAGAGAAGAAAAAUACAACUUUCUCUGGACAGAAUUCUGCACUGGACAGGUUCAGGAAAUAGGACACAUUUUUUUGUGUUUGUGUUUUAUGUGAGCGAACACCUAACUGCCCUUUAAUGGACAAAUCUUUCGACUUUGGUAUAAAGGAACCAUUUGGAAGCUUGACACUUGGUCUUCCUGUGUGAAAUUGUGAUGGGGAGGAACACUACUGGGGUGUUGCUACGUUACCAUUAAUAGCCUAAACUAGGCCAUGUCAAUUUCCUGCACACGCCCAAGGGAUUUAGCAUAUUUUAUUUGCAGUAUCAACAGUUCUGUUUAUUGUUGAUGAACACAUUCAUGCUAUAAUAAUUUGUUAGAAGUUUGUUAGGAAUGCUAAAUGUACUCAAAUGAUAUUUUCUCAGAUUUCUGAAGGCUCUAUACAUUUAGUUUUUUUUGUUUUUCAGAUGUUUUCUGUCUGUAUUUUAUUGAACCUUUUAAU
Osmerus eperlanus (European smelt) is the source of this 2259-nucleotide messenger RNA. It is a transcript of the gene wdr46, whose product is annotated as WD repeat domain 46. Lineage: Eukaryota; Metazoa; Chordata; Actinopteri; Osmeriformes; Osmeridae. Gene Ontology annotation, cellular component: nucleolus; 90S preribosome; small-subunit processome. Gene Ontology annotation, biological process: maturation of SSU-rRNA from tricistronic rRNA transcript (SSU-rRNA, 5.8S rRNA, LSU-rRNA). The record is from RefSeq and is a predicted model, not a curated record. The coding region runs from base 44 to 1843 and encodes 599 amino acids. Gene Ontology annotation, molecular function: protein binding. The transcript is spliced from 14 exons.